GCUGCUGAGCCUUUGCCAAAUCAGGCCUUACAGCUACACCCACAUAACCUUGCAACACUUAGUGAACCAGACUGACAGCUGAGACAUGGAGGCACUCACUGAGAACUUUCAAUGAACGCCUGGCAGGACCAACAGGCUGGACCACAACCUGGCUUGGAGACAGCACUACUUCAGAAGCGGAGACUAAAAAGGAUUUUUUUCUUCAAAAAGCCUCUACUGACCUUCACAGAGCCCAUUGUGCAAGCUUGCUGGGACGUUGCUGUGUUUACCGUAUAGAGUAUUUAUAACAGCACAUCAAGAGACUCCUGAGGAAAAUUCCUCCCAGGGAAUGUUUCCGCUGCUCCCGGGAGGACAAGCCAAGCAGUCGCACACUCUGCCCGAGUCAAGAAGGGAGCACUAUGUCAACCACAAGGCACAGAUCAAACUAAAAAAGCCCAGCGCUGCUGCUUUCAGGGGACGUAAACAUGUGGGAUCCACAGAGAUAAACUGGUCUCCAAUUAGCAGGUCCUUGGAUGCCACGCGGCGCGCUAUCCACGGCCGCUCCGUGCUUUCCAAUGGCCGGAAGCUGACCACGCCCACCAGGAUGACGCUGCGCGAGCAGCUGAGAGAGAAGAUCUCGGCGGCCUUCUACCGCCAUGGGCUGCUGUGUGCCUCUUACCCAGUACCCAUCAUCCUCUUCACCUCCGCCAGCAUCCUCACCUGCUGCUAUCCGUUGUUGAGGCUUCCUCUGCCCGGGACGGGUCCUGUGGAGUUCACCACGGGGGUGCGAGGUUACAGCGUCCCUUCCCAUGAGCCUCACGGAGAACUAGGGGAGCAACCUGAUUGGUACCGGGGUCCUCCGGUCGCCUACAUCCAGCAGGUGUUGGUGAAGGCGGCCGUGUCUCCGUGGGACAGCAGCCUGGUGCCCGUGGACGUGUUUCGCUCGCCGCUGGGUCAGGUGUUCAGCCUUCUGGAGGAGAUCCGUAACCACAUCCACACCGACAGCUCUGGCGUUCGCAGCCUGGAGACGCUCUGCCUCCAGGUGACCGACCUGUUUCCAGGGUUACGGCGGAUGCAGUCAGUGCUGCCAGAACACGGCUGCCUGCUCGUCUCUCCUGGCAACUACUGGCAGAACCAGCGGGAGCUGUUCGACUCCGACCCCGACCUCCUCAAGACCAUCCAGAAACAUGAACCCAAAGGCCUGCACACUUCUGCAACGCUGCGAGACCUGCUGUUUGGAGUCCCUGGAAAAUACACGGGGGUCAGUCCCUACAACAGGAAGAGGGUGGUGACGUACACAAUCACUAUGGUGCUGUCCAAAUAUGAUGCAAGAUUCUUGAACAGCUUGCGGGCCCGUCUGAAGCAGCUUCAUCCUUCGGCUAACUGCAGCCUGAGGGACGACCACAUGGUUCACGUCCACUUUAAGGAGGAGAUCGGCAUCGCUGAACUCAUCCCCCUCGUCACCACGUACAUCAUCCUUUUUGCCUACAUCUACUUCUCCACACGUAAGAUUGACAUGGUGAGGUCUAAGUGGGGCCUGGCUCUGGCGGCCGUGGUCACCGUCCUCAGCUCCCUCCUCAUGUCUGUGGGACUGUGCACACUGUUUGGACUGACACCCACUCUAAACGGAGGUGAGAUCUUCCCAUACUUGGUGGUGGUGAUUGGCCUGGAAAACGUCUUAGUCCUCACCAAGUCUGUGGUUUCCACUCCAGUUGACCUCGAGGUCAAACUGCGCAUUGCUCAGGGCCUAAGUAAUGAGAGCUGGUCUAUCAUGAAGAACAUGGCCACUGAACUGUGCAUCAUCCUCAUUGGAUAUUUCACUCUGGUGCCAGCUAUCCAGGAGUUCUGCCUUUUUGCCGUGGUGGGACUCGUCUCUGACUUCUUCCUGCAGAUGUUCUUCUUCACAACAGUACUAUCUAUAGAUAUCCGCCGCAUGGAGCUGGCCGACCUGAACCGCCGCCUCCCAGCCGAAGCUGGUCUUCCUGCACCGAAGCCGGGCCCCCUCCGAACACGAGAGGUUCCCCCUCCCCCACGACCCUCUCCCCACACCAUCACCCUGCAGACCCCCGCCUUCAGGAACCUCAGGCUCCCCAAACGGCUGCGUGUGGUUUACUUCCUGGCCCGCACACGCCUGGCUCAGCGCAUCAUCAUGGCCGGCACAGUGAUCUGGAUCGGCAUCCUCGUUUACACCGACCCGGCCGGGAUCCGCACCUACCUGGCUGCUCAGGUGUCGGAGCAAAGCCCCCUGGGAGACCCAGCAGCCGGGGGUCUGGCCCCUCCGCUGGCCGUGGCCCCAGUUUUUCGUGGUGGGGAUCCGACCAGCACUCUGAGCAUCCACCCUGCGCCGGAUCCCACUCCCGUACCCGAGAACCAGUCGCAGGGCCACCACGGCUCGGCCCGGGCGGGGGCUCUGCCCCCGGCGGGGGCUCUGCCCCCGGCCCCGCCCUCCGUGCCUCAGAUCACAUGGGGAGCCGAGGACGAGGAGGGAUGGAGGAGGUUGUCCUUCAGGCACUGGCCGUCGCUCUUCAGCUACUACAACCUCACUCUGGCAAAGAGGUACAUUAGCAUCUUACCCGUUAUUCCCGUCAGCCUUCAUCUGAGUCCCCAGGAAGCCAUCGAGACGCGUCACCCUCAGGAUACGAGGCAUCCUCCACCCCCCAUCCCCAAGCUUUCUGUGGAUCUGCAGACAGACCUCACCCUCUACAAGGUGGCAGCUCUGGGCCUGGCUGCCGGUGUCCUGCUGGUUCUCCUGCUCUUCUGUCUCUACCGGGUUCUGUGCCCUCGUAACUACGGUCAGAACGGCGUUGCUCACGGGCGCCGGCGCCGGGGGGACCUGCCCUGCGACGAUUACGGGUACUCGCCGCCUGUGAGCGAGAUCUCCCCCCUGCUGCUGAGAGGACACAGCAUGGACAUCGAGUGUCUGGCCAGUGACGGGAUGCUGCUGGCUAGCUGUUGUCUGGCCGGACAGAUCCGGGUCUGGGACGCUCAGACUGGGGACUGUCUGACCGUCAUCCCCAAACAAGGGUUGAGACGGAGCAGCAGCAGUGGCUGCUGGGAGCCGAGAGACGGCUCCGACAGCUUAAAUGGAGCUGCAGAGUCCAAUUGUUUAGGGUUUGAAAGCCGAGACACCUCGAUCGGUGGGGACGGCCCGUCAGAGGACGAGUGCUACCCGGUGAGACGUCGCACCACACCUUCACGGCCGGCUCUUUUCAAUGACCAGCCGGAUCUGACUCCGCUCAUUGACACCAACUUCACCUCCCAGCCUCCCUCCCACGUCCCCACCCCGCGAGGAGGCUUCGACUUUGGGGGUCUGGUGGAGCGUGCCUACAUAGAACACGAGCCCCCGUCACCGUCUAGCUACCCCUCUCCUUCCUCAGCGUCGUCCUCGCCCCCCUCAGGAUCUCAGCUGCACAGGAGGCCUAGCUUAGGAGACGCAGCCGGGCUGCUGAACCACGAGCGAGGCCCCGGGGCCGGGACACACGUGGCCGGAGACUGGGAGAGCUCCGUGUGGGCCAUGGAGCUCCGGGGCAACCUGAUCGCUGCCGGGAGGAGCAGCGGCAAACUGGAACUGUGGGAUGCAGUGGAAGGGUCAUUGCGGUGCUGUAAUGAAGACGGAGUCUCUGGCAUCACGGCUCUGGCCUUCCUCAACAACAGAAUCGUGGCAGCUCGUCUCAAUGGAUCUUUAGAUUUCUUCACUGUUGAGAUAAACAAACCUCUGGGCCUGUUGCAGUACAGAGGUGCCCCCGGGCGAGGCAGCAUGCCGCCCUCCCCCUGUUACAGCAGCGAGGACGUGAUCAGCUGUCAGCUCACGCGCUCCGUGCAGUGCGCUCACCAGAAACCCAUCACGGUGCUGCGAGCGGCCGCCGGCAGGGUCGUCACCGGCAGCCAGGACCACACAGUCCGGAUUUAUCGUCUGGAGGACUCGUGCUGCCUCUUCACCCUGCAGGGCCACUCUGGAGGGAUCACAGCCAUCUACAUAGACCAGACGAUGGUUCUGGCGAGCGGAGGGCAGGACGGCGCCAUCUGCCUGUGGGACGUCCUGACAGGGAGCCGUGUCAGCCACGUCUACGGUCACCGUGGCGACGUCACCUCACUGGUCUGCACUACCUCUUGUGUCAUCAGCUCAGGUCUGGACGACCUCAUCUGCAUCUGGGACCGCAGCACGGGGAUCAAACUCUACUCAAUACAGCAGGAGGUCGGCUGUGGGGCCAGUCUGGGCGUGAUCUCCGAGUCUCUGCUGGUGACCGGCGGCCAGGGCUGCGUGUCGUUCUGGGACCUGAACUUCGGCGACCUGCUGCAGACGGUUUACCUGGGCCAGAGCAGCGACGGCCAGGGCGUGCGGCAGCUGCUGGUGCUGGACAACGCCGCCAUCGUCUGCGACUUCGGCAGCGAGCUCAGCUUGGUUUACGUGCCCUCGGUGCUGGAGAAACUGGACUGAGGAGUUGCCGGCAGCCGAGGCCGGCGGGAGCACUGGAUAAACCCUCGCUUUGCUUUGAUGUUUGUGACAUUUGGACAAGACGCAAUCAUUAGAUGCAAAAGCGUACUUCUUCAUAGCAGUGAGAUGUUUUCAGUCUGGAUGUUACGAGGAGAAGGAGGAGCCGCGGCGCUGCGGCGGCGCCGGCGGGUCGGUGCAGGUCAGUAGAUGCGUGAAGGAAACGAUGGACGUCUUUCACCCAAACAGAUCUUGCCAGGUCGCAGUUUGUGCUUUGUGUGCUCGAUUCGUGGCUCUGCCCUUGAUGCUGCUGCCAUGGGGGGGUUUCACUGUGACCCCACCAACACAGAGGAAAGAAAACGGUUUCCUCCCUCCUUUUUUUUUUAAAUAUAUUCUUGCUGUGCUGUUCACUCAAUAGUGAAAUGCAGCCACAGUGAACCUGACAGCUCUGCAAGCCUGUUUGAAAGAAGUGUGUGUGUGUGUGUGUGUGUGUGUGUG
Messenger RNA from Cololabis saira (Pacific saury), 4909 nucleotides. It is a transcript of the gene scap, whose product is annotated as SREBF chaperone. Gene Ontology annotation, cellular component: Golgi membrane; endoplasmic reticulum membrane. Lineage: Eukaryota; Metazoa; Chordata; Actinopteri; Beloniformes; Belonidae. The record is from RefSeq and is a predicted model, not a curated record. Gene Ontology annotation, biological process: SREBP signaling pathway. The transcript has 23 exons. The coding region runs from base 329 to 4417 and encodes 1362 amino acids. Gene Ontology annotation, molecular function: protein binding; sterol binding.